Molecule: messenger RNA, 261 nt
Organism: Penicillium verrucosum
Lineage: Eukaryota; Fungi; Ascomycota; Eurotiomycetes; Eurotiales; Aspergillaceae
Exons: 2
Coding region: 1-261 (86 amino acids)
Source: RefSeq, a predicted model, not a curated record
AUGAAAUAUGACCCAUCAACGGGUUUCGGAAGGAAAACCCAUAAGACACAAAGGAGGAAUGUGAAACGUAAAACUUAUUCACCCAUGUUUAUUCCGUACUCCGUGCCUACUUUGUACAUUCCAAAGCCGGCUGUCAUCGACUGGAUUGGCAGUUUGAGGGAAGCAAUCCCUUGCGUUUGCACCCCAUUCCUCCUUGCUUAUCAGCCAGCACUGACAUCUCACGAGCCAAGACGCAUGACGCUAUGGCCCUGUCUCGGUUGA